This is a messenger RNA of Eruca vesicaria subsp. sativa (arugula), 529 nucleotides long. The record is from the annotation of a GenBank genome assembly. Lineage: Eukaryota; Viridiplantae; Streptophyta; Magnoliopsida; Brassicales; Brassicaceae.
CCCCUUAAAAGAUUAAAAAAAAAAAUCAUCGAUAAUUCCAACAAAAACCAAAGUCAAUGGCUCGUCUAAUGAUAAUCUUCCUCGUUCUAAUCCUCAUGGCCUUUUCGGCUUAUCCGUCUCUGGUCACGUCAAGAAAGCUAUUUAUUAAGACGAAGAGACAUGAAAUGUUGUUAACAGCGAGGGAGGAGGAGAAAAGCCGCAUGACUCACGUGACCAAAUCCAAAUUUACUGUUGGUCGGUUUCAGGUAUCCACUCCUAGCCCUGGUGCUGGACAUUCCGGUGGUGGCCGUUGAUUCCCUCUGCUUCUUGUUUUUCAUCUACAAAUUAAGCUCGUUCUUGUUAUGGCAUUUCACCAAUGCACUCCAAAACUAAUGGACCUCAAGUAUCUAGUUAGAGAAAUCUAUUUGUAUACGUAGAAAUAAUAUACUAUGAUGUCCAAUGUGGAAUAAAAACAGUGUACGUAUCAAUACCGAUUGGGAUUUGGGAAUACGUGCAACUUUAAAUGUCAUCAAACAUCAAAAUUUAUUUU